UAUUUGCUUCUUUUUAUUUUGACUAGCUUGAACAUAGAUCUCUAGCAAUUGAAUCGUUUCUACGUACAAGCCAAAGUGGUGCUCGCCCCUAUUCUGUUUUACUAAAGCGACCAAAGAACUAGUAGCCACCUAGAAUUAAACAAAACCAUUGCGAAUGGGCACGAAAAGGAAGAGCGUCGACAUUGAAGCGUGUAAUUCCUGUGAGAGUCUCCAGACUGACCUGAAAGUUAAAAUAGAAGGAAGAAGCUUUAAAUUUAAUAGAGUACUAACUGAUGCUAUAUCACACUUUUAUCGAGAAAGUUCCAACAUGAUCGAAAACAUAUCUGACAAUCUUCAUGAGAUCAACUUGUCCGCUGAGUCGUUUGAUGAAUUCUUGUAUACCGUCCCUAGUUUUCGUAAAUGUAUUAAUCCCCUGGGUAUUACCAUACCAGGUUUUUCAAAAUAUGAAGAGAACUUAGGGUCAACUGAAAACCAUUUGGAACUCUGGGAAGCUGUUAGAGUCAUGAAGAUUCCUUCCCUCAUAAGAAACUGCGAAACUAAAGUAGGCCAGAUCAUUUCCGAGGACAAUUUUGAGAGAAUCUACACAAAGGCCAAUCACUACAAGUCCGACAUCGUUCUGUGCAGGGCUAGAAAAUAUCUGGACUAUUUCUUUAUGAACAAUUACAACAAGAAUCUUACACUCAUUUUAACUUACGAAGAUUUGUUUCGCCUGAUCAAAAGAUGGCCAUUCCAUCAUGACGAAAUGCAAGACACUGUUUUGAGGUCCAUUUUUGAAUGGGCUGAAAAUGUUGACGAUCAAGGCAGACCUGCAGUUGCGUGCAAGGACGAUGUCGUCAUGCCAACUCAGAAAAGAAGGAAAUAUGAAAACAAAGCUGUGGGCAAGAAAGUCAAGAAGGUUCAGGAGGAGCUAUCUAUGCUCUCUAAAAUUCUAAAAGCGUCAAAAAUUAAUUCCGCCAGCAUUGAGUGUCUUGAGGAGCUCUCCAAACAUCCUUUGUGUGAACAAGACCGCGAAGCAAAGCUUAUCGUAACUAAAGCAAUGAACUACAAGCUAGACAGAAAUACUCAUGGAUACUGGCCUCCUGACGCUCUCUAUGGAAACAGUCUAGGUUACAGACACAUUGGUGUUUUGGCGGACAACGAUCGAGUAAGCGCUUUGGUCCUCGGACAACGUAAUUGGAUAAGAUUUCCAAGAUGUCCUCUCCAUACAAAAAUAACAAAUUUAACUGUCUUUGAUAAUGAGCUGUACGCCGUCAGCAGCACAGGUUUAGAAAGUUUGAUCUUCGUGUAUAGAAAGAAAGAAUGGACAUUUCUUUUAGAUCUCCCAAAUAAGGACUAUAGUGUAGUCUCCAAAGGAAGCUUCGUUUAUGUCAUAGACGGCACAUGUUGCAGCGUGAAAUGUGUGUCGCCGAGAGAGACUCCAGUUCUUCACAGCGAGAUCAAGUUCCCAGUCAUUAUGAGAAAUCCAGAGAGUGCUUUAGACUUUGACAAAAGUAUCUUGAUUUUCUGUUCCGCUGACUCUGAUGACAGGGCGGCAGUAAUGUGUUUAGAAGUGCCAGAACAUAAAUGGACUGACUGUGGAUACCUAGAAGGUUCAGCUAAAAAUAUGGUUGGAUUUAGGAAUGAAACAAUGUACUUUAUUUUACAAAGAGACGGAUCAAUUAGCCAAGUUAAAAGGAAACAAGAUAAUAGCAUUGAAUUCUUAUUGAUCAAACGCCUGUGGUCUAUUCAAAAUACUCUACGGGGAGCAUUCAUUUACAGAGAUGUACUUUAUAUCUUUUCGAAUACUCCCAUGGAGAGUUCAUGUCUUCGUGGAGUUUCUGGCAUGUUUCGUGAGAUCGAGUACUGGUACCAAGAAGAAGAAGCUGGUAACUUUGUGCAAUAUUAUAUUCCAGUGCUCGAUAUCUGUCGGUCAGAAAAAAUACGUGAUACACAAAUUAGUCUAGCAUAGCGUUACGUUUGCUACACCUAUAUGGAGAUUAGCAAAACUUAUUUUGAAACAUGAAAAAUGUAUUUGAAGAAUAUUAUUUUCUAUAGCGUUACAUGGUGCACACCAUAAGCAACUUAAACAUUGCGAUCAUGAUGUUCUUGAGGAAGGCGAGAAAUGGUAUAUACAAGGUUUGAAACCACUUUGCUGUGUGUCGACACUUGAAAGUGCAUAUGAAACGACCAGCUAAGUGGAAGGGAAGUUACAUAUUUCAUCGAUCGCUCGAUAACUGACGUGUUGAACAGUGAAUAUCAGAUUGAACUUUUUUUUUUUUGUCUUACUUUUUACUAUUCGUUAAUAUCAAUGAGUAAAAAAACGCUUGUUGCUAUUUUUAUAUUAAACUCUAAACAAAAAUA
Messenger RNA from Biomphalaria glabrata, 2340 nucleotides. RefSeq lists its product as uncharacterized. The record is from RefSeq and is a predicted model, not a curated record. The coding region runs from base 155 to 1948 and encodes 597 amino acids. NCBI's taxonomy places the organism in Eukaryota, Metazoa, Mollusca, Gastropoda, Planorbidae. The transcript has 2 exons.